AUGCCGAAGCAGGCUCCUUUGUCUUCUCCCAUGCUACGCGUCAGACUUCAAGCGGUUAUCGACCGUUCUGAAGGUUACUUGACCGCGCUUUCUUCCGAUUCGAACAAACCGACGUUGUCAUCCACUGCCAAGGCAACUGCAAAUCGCAUUUCUAAAAAUAGCGAUUUAUUGACUUCCUCUCUGAACUCGUACAUGGAAUCACUUCCUGAAUCGGAGACGAUUCCAGAAGACGCGAUCGAAAUUUCCAAAAAAUGUUCCGAUUUGUUAGUUCGCUCCGAUAUCAUGGCCGACAAGUUCGAGGCUCUCUUGAUUGGUGUUUCUCCUCCUCCAUCUCCUAAAUUAAGUCAGAAAAGUCGACUUCCUAAAGUGGAGCUACGCCAGUUUGAUGAGUCACAACCAGUUACCUGGUUCCAUCAGCUGGAAAUUCAGCUGAAG
Paramuricea clavata is the source of this 435-nucleotide messenger RNA. Lineage: Eukaryota; Metazoa; Cnidaria; Anthozoa; Malacalcyonacea; Plexauridae. The record is from the annotation of a GenBank genome assembly.